Messenger RNA from Poecilia reticulata (guppy), 1553 nucleotides. Lineage: Eukaryota; Metazoa; Chordata; Actinopteri; Cyprinodontiformes; Poeciliidae. The record is from RefSeq and is a predicted model, not a curated record.
CCACAAGGUGUCACUGUUGGACCUCAAAGUGUGGUCCAAUGCUCUAAGCGCCCAUUUUUCUUCUUCGUGAUUUUGUGGUAUGCUUCACUUUCUGUUCUUACCAUGCUGAGAACAAACGGACAGCGAGGGAUCCUGAAGAAUUAGGAGGGAAAUUUUAAAAUUAUCGCCACUGGAAAACAGAAUGAGACGUCAAACUGUGGAGAUGAAAGGUUCAGGAGUGAAUCAUCCCCAGAUGUUCCUCCUCCACGAGUACUGCAGCGCCACCUGGGGGAUAACAGGAGAUCCUGAUCCAGGAGGGACGGACGGUACUUGAAGUGGGAUCUUGGUCAGAUCCAGGAAUCUUUUCCAGAUGGAACUUAUUUGGAAAAUCUUAACAUUGAAGAUGGAUUCUGAUAAGAUUCCUGAAUUACUUCAGUUUACCUUUCAGUUCAGCUCUUUCUUCAAUGCAACAGACUGAACCUGAAGCCCCAUUGGGUCAGACAGAACCCAAUCUUAAAUGGAUCCUCUAUAGGGUUAAAGGUCAGGGAAAUCAAGAACUGGAUCUCUAUAAACACUGAACCAGAUUUGGUUCUUUUGGCGAUAUGGGUCAGUACCAAGUCUUGCUGGAAAAUCAAAUCAGCAUCUCCAUGCAAUUUGUCAGCAGAGGGAAUCAUGAAGCGCUCCAGAAUUUUCUGCAUAAACUGGACUUCAGGAAACCCAGUGGACCAGAACCAGGAGACGAGGUGGGACCUCAAGCUUCACUCUGGACUUCAACCAACAUGGACUCUGUGCUUCUCCGCUCUUCAGACCCUGACACCUUGAUUACAAAAUGAAAUGCAGAAUUUUCUCUCCUGUGAUGAAAGGACUAUGGACCAAAACUCAACAGUUCACUUCUUUUUCACCUUCGCCAGGUCAGUCGGAUUCUUUGGGGGCCCAGAUGAAAUCCCUCAGUUUGCUACUGCUUCUGAAUCUGUUCUUUUCUGGACAAAUUCAAGGUUCCACUGAGAUGAUCCAAAUGUUUCUGCCAACUGGAAAAGAAUCAACUAUCAGUUUACCUAUAGAUAAGCUUCCUGAAAAUUCCACGGUUUUAUGGCUUGAUCAUUUAAAUAGGACCAUAGCAAUAUAUUAUCCAAAUGGAGAAACAAAAGUGGAGCCGCCUUUUGAAGGAAAAGUGAAGAUUUCUGGACCAACAUCCCUGAUGUUUCUGAGCCCACAGAACUCAGACAGUGGAUUUUACUUUGUAAAGGUGAUAAGAGAUCAGAUUCAAACUAUAAAGUUCAACAUCACAUUUCAAGACCAAAAUACGGAUACCACAGAUGCUUCUCCUGUUUCUCCUGCUGUUUCUCCUGCUGUUCUUGCUGUUCUUGUUCUUGCCAUUAUCGCUGCUGCUGCUGCUGCUGCUGUUGUAUUAUGGCGCUAUCUAAAGAAGAAACGUCAAGACCAGAAAGGAGCUGUACUCUUCUCAGCAAACUCUGGAACAAAUUCUCCAACCGUCCGUAUCCUCCUUCCUCCUCCCCAAUGCAUUUGAACUGAACGUCACUGAUACUCAACAAAUCUCACUAUUCUGCAUCCUG